Corylus avellana is the source of this 782-nucleotide messenger RNA. Its product is annotated as anti-muellerian hormone type-2 receptor. Lineage: Eukaryota; Viridiplantae; Streptophyta; Magnoliopsida; Fagales; Betulaceae. The record is from RefSeq and is a predicted model, not a curated record.
UCUUUCUCUCUCUCUCUCUCUCUCUGUGCGGAAGAAAAUUUGUAGGACUAGGCCAACAGCUUUUUCUUGGAAGCCUCAAAGAUGUUGCUAUUGUCACCCGCAUCAACAUCCCUACCGUCACCACGAAGUAACUCUUUCAAUUUCGCCCAUGGAAGAGCAAGGUUGCAUGCACCACUCAAACUCUUGGGCAUGGCAAAAGAGAGCAGCGACAGCGGCAACGUCGGCGUUGUAGAGAAAGCUGCAAUAGCUGGUGGCUUGGUCUCAACCCCAGUGAUAGGCUGGUCCCUCUACACGCUCAAGACAACUGGCUGCGGCCUCCCGCCUGGGCCAGGGGGCUCAAUAGGCGCAAUAGAGGGCGUCAGCUAUCUAGUUGUUGUGGGAAUCGUAGCUUGGUCCUUGUACACCAAAAUCAAAACCGGUUCGGGUUUGCCCAAUGGUCCUUUCGGGUUGUUAGGAGCUGUUGAAGGUCUAUCGUACUUAACUUUGCUUGCCAUUGUCGUUGUGUUCGGGUUGCAGUAUUUUGAGCAGGGUUAUAUUCCCGGCCCUCUCCCAGCUGACCAGUGCUUUGGCUGAGUUCUCUCUCUCUCUCUCUCUCUCUCUCUAGCAGAUAAUGCGUUGUCGACGACCACUAGAAUUCUAUCCUGUGUCUGUGGCCACACUUCGUCCAAGCUGUCAUGUUAAUUUUCUUUUCGUAUGUUAAAUUAAUAAUGAAGAUUGUGAAAGAAUUUUAAUUAUCUUUGUUAGAAUAUUAUAUUUAACAAAUUUUUUAUUAGAGGUGAUCA